AUGGCACAGUAUAUAAAGCCUCAUCAUCUUUUUCACUCUGUUUUAUUUCUCUCAUUACUUCCAUCCAUUCUUACAACACUAGCUGAAACAAGACGAGAGGGAGAAGCUCUUGUGAAAUGGAAGAAUAGCCUAGCCCCGUCUUCUUUUCUCGAUACUUGGUCACUAACCAAUCUCGAUGAUCUUUGCAACUGGACUGGCAUUACUUGUAACUCUGCAGGUUCAGUCUCUGAGAUUAACCUUAAACAAAAACAACUCAGUGGAACGAUUUCUGAGUUUGGUUUCACUUCAUUUCCAAAUCUCAACAAUCUGAACAUAGCACGAAACAACUUUUACGGUCCAAUACCACCAGCCAUUAAGAAUUUGACACAGCUUCAAUACCUUGAUUUAAGCUUUAAUCAUCUCAACGGUUCCAUCCCGUACCAGGUUAGCCAUCUUCAGAAAUUACAAAUCUUACACCUGUCGCAUAAUGAAUUGCAAGCUCCAAAUUGGUCCAAUUUCUCUUCCAUGCCUUUUUUGCGCAUCCUCGGCCUCGGCAGCAAUAAUCUGGAGUCAGAAUUCCCAGAAUUUAUAUCCAACUCUCAUGGCCUCACUUUCCUUGACCUUUCUUUUAACAAGUUUACAGGUGAUCUUGUGCAUGAAUCAAUUUUUACCGAUCUACGUAAUCUCGAAAACCUCCAUCUUGCUAAAAAUUACUUUGAGGGGCCGAUUCUACCUAGUAUAUUUAAGCUUUCCAAUUUAAAAAUUCUUGAACUAUCAGGUAAUAAAUUUUCUGGUUCUAUUUCCAACUAUAUAGGUUUGCUUUCGGAGCUUGAGACCCUCUAUCUUGACUUCAAUUUUUUUGAAGGACCAAUUCCACCAAAUAUAUUCAACCUUUCUAAACUAAAAAUUCUUGAACUAACAGGUAAUAACUUUUCAGGUCCUGUUUCUAAUGAUAUAAGUUUGCUUUCCGAGCUUGAAAACCUCAAUCUUGCCUUAAAUUCUUUUGAUGGGCCUUUUCCAUCAAAUAUGUUCAACCUAACCAUAUUGAGACAUCUAAAUCUCUAUGGCAAUAAAAAUUUAUUUAAAGGAAGUAUCCCACUGGAUAUCAAAAUAAGUCACAAGGACUAA
Molecule: messenger RNA, 1107 nt
Organism: Daucus carota subsp. sativus
Lineage: Eukaryota; Viridiplantae; Streptophyta; Magnoliopsida; Apiales; Apiaceae
Product: probable leucine-rich repeat receptor-like protein kinase At1g35710
Exons: 1
Coding region: 1-1107 (368 amino acids)
Molecular function (GO): protein binding
Source: RefSeq, a predicted model, not a curated record